AUGAGCAAAAUCUUCACCGAAGAUUCAAACGAUCAGGCUGCGGGAACCUUCAAAGGAUGCGAAUCCAAAUGUCAGCCGGACAGCUGCUUGUCUUGGGUGGUGUGUGCUGCAUCAACGAUGUCGAUAGCCAUCACUGCUGCUAUAUCGUACAGCUUUGGGUUAUUGCUCCCCCCUUUGACGGAGAGCUUUGAGGAAACGCGACAAGCCAUAGGUAAAAUGACUUACAAAACCUCGCUCUUUUUUUAUUCAAAGACGUAGAAUUCGUUGUUGAAUUAAAGCUCGUCUUCCUUGCAGCCAUGAGAGCAGUUCUGGACGAAGUUUUCUUUCUAUCUAAGGAGCAUUGUUAUUUUCUUAGAUCUGGUGUGUUCUAUUCAGUACGUACCGAAUAAUUUACAUUCCGAGUUUCAAACCGUCUCACCAUAAACAGUGAAGGGUGAUUUGGCGUAAUUCAUCAGUUAUUCCAUUACUGGGCGUUGGAUAUGCGAUGGUAAAUGGCCAACGAGGUGCGUAGCGCCGAACUGAGUACAACUAAUCUCGAAUCAACAAGCGCGAAUGGAAUGAUUGUUUUAUUAUCAAAUUUCUAUUAAAUCCUGAACGCUUGGAUAUUUGGAGCUCUUUUUCAGCAUCACAACAGUUGGCGCAAUGCAUUUCCAUAGAAGGUGACUUGGAAUAUGAGCUGAUAACUGAUAACUGGAGUGAACCAAUCAAAAAACUAGAACUAUAAUAUUCGGAGUCGAAAACUGUUUCGGUUUGGGAAGAAGAAAAAACUUACCCUAUCGAAGUAUUUGUCUCACCUCUCUAUAUAUAAUAGCCUGUGCUCCGUAGCCCUCUAAUAAAUUUUGCCCCCAUGCUGGCAUGUCUGCCUUUCGACAUUAUCGCCGACACAAGCGUCAAAUUCCUUGCGAACGGAUUUCUUACAAUUGAACUUAAGGUUCACUCUCAUGGCUAUGCUGGCUUCUUUAUCUCAUUAUUUGUUCAUUUGUUUCAUUUCCGUUACUCUGGUGGUCUUUGUCUUUAUUUAGUCCCCCAAAACAAUAAUCAUUUGGUUUAUGAGCGAGUCACCUCGCCGAAACAUCUCCCUAUUGGAUCGUAUAGUCUAGUCAUAAUAUAUGUGAAUCACCUUCAACACCAAAGACAAUUAAAAAAUGAAAUACAUUCAAAAAGAUACUUGAUAAUAACUCUUAAAAUGUAUUAAAAGCACUAUAUGGUGAGUUGGCAAAUUUUUAAUUCGAAGUUUUACAAUGCUAUCCACAAUUUCAUUUUCUCUCCAGCUUGGAUCGGUUCUUUGUACAUGGCGAGCGGUUGCAUCUUCAGCCCCGCAGGUUGCUUCAUCAGCGAUCGUUUUGGUCACAGGUUCACCGCCGUCAUGGGUUCGUUUCUCGGGGUAGUCGGGUUCUUUCUUGCCUCGUUUUCCUCAAAACUUUGGAUGAUGUACCUAACGUUUGGUGUUUUAUCAGGCAUUGGGCAUGUGAUGGUUUACAACUCCUGUUAUUUGAUGGUUCUUCUCUAUUUUGUCAAAUGGCGCUCGGUGGCUGUCGGUAUUGUUUCGUCGGCACCGGCCAUUGGAAUGUUCGUGACCACCCUGGUCACGCAGUUUGUAUUAGACAAGUGGGGAUGGCAAUGGACAAUAAAAGUGUUCGGUUUGCUAAAUUUGAUUUGUGGCUUGUGUUCAACUGUCUUUGUACCCCUCGAUAAUGGCCUCGACGAAAUCUCUUACAGCGAAUUUACGACUCGCAAGUCGAGGAAGAAAGAAGCUGCAAGUCAACGAAGCUCGCUUCUUGGGAACUAUCCAUUUGUAAUCAUAUCAACGUCACUAUCUGUGGUUCAUUUCAGCUAUUUCGUACCAAUCAUGCACAUAGUAAGUACACGUCUCCUUUUUAAGUUGAAAAAUUUUUUUAUGUCACUCUUCGGCUGACUGUUGUAAAAACCUAAACCAAAUUAAUCCCAGUUACAAAUUAGUACUCAGUGCGAGGUAACAGGAAGGAAAUUACCUGAGCGCGGGAAAACGCGGGCAAGGUGACAAGUGACCGACUGCUACGAGUUUUGCAUCUGAUUGGUUGAGAGGUUGGCGGGAGUUUUCUGAACCAAUAAUAUAUUGUAGCAUAGUAUAAACAAUGUGCUUAUUAUCAAAUAUCAGUUGAAAAUUGCUAUAGUAGUCGAAAAAUCAUGAAUUGAAAGCUUGUCACAUUGGUCCUUUCGCUCGUAUGAGAGACCGAGAAGGUUAUUCUACUUGCAACAUCUCGACAUCUUAAAGCAAAGAGGAAAGUGGAAAGAAAUUAAGGCAGUCAAAUAUGGGAAUAUUCGUUCGUUAAACACCAAAUGUCUAGAGAUCAAAUGGUCAGUUUUUAACCCACGGGGCGGCGCAACCUGAAACUUGAACUGAGGUUCCUUUGCCAGUUUUAGUCCGUAAUCGAUUUUUAUAUCAAAAAGCAUAAUAAGAAAUUUGUUAAAAAAACAGUCUUCAGUCCAACUCAUUAUUCCCGCACGAAGCGCGAUCCUGAUAAUGCGACUGGUGAUAAUAUCUCGUGAAUCUGUGUUCCCAACGUCUUUUGCAUCUUUUCCUUCUCCUUUGUUAUGACUUCAGGUAAAGCAUUGCAAACAAGAGCUUCGUAUACCUGGAAACAAAGCCUCCAUGCUGUAUACCUACAUGGGAAUAACUUCCUUCAUAAGCCGCCAUUUAUUUUGCAAGUUGGGAGACUUAAAGUAUCUGAACAGAUUCCAUCUGUAUCAAGGGGGUAUGACUAUAAGUGGGCUGUGUGUACUUUGCUUACCAUUGGCAAGAUCGUUUGGAUCGAUUGCAGCGAUUUUUACAGUUUUUGGACUGAUGGAUGGAGCAAUGAAUGGCCAAUGUGCCUUGCUGCUUUUGGAAUGCACAGGACGACGCCAAGUCAACCGAGCUUGGGGAUAUAUGAUGCUCUUUUCCGGUUUAAGCGUUGGCCUCGGUUCUCCCUUAGCUGGUGAGCUCCAUUGUUCUGGCUUUAAUCUUUGUUUGCCUGACUGAUAGAAAUUCAAACUUACUUCAGGAGUCCUAGCUUGUUUUACCUUCGAGAUAGGGGCAUUCCGAACUGAAAAUUCCGAAAUGAAUCUGAUAAGUCUUUUGACCAAGAUGAAACACCACGUCAGAACAGCCAUGAAAAAUUUUUCGCAAGAAUUUGACAAUGAUUAUUGCUGCAAUGUUUUUUAAUUUCAUCACGGUUGAGAACAAGAUCAUGCAUGCAUAAACCAAGCCUGCGCAUUUACUGCAUUCUCAGAACUUUUUUAAAUUUGUUUUAUCUCAAUGUAUCUGCUCAUUUCUAACAGGUCUGAUGGCAGACGAGCUCGGCUCGUACAUCACCCCAUUUUACACGGCAGGGGCAAUACAAAUCGCAGGGGCGUCGGUCACUUCAUUGAUGACUUGCGUUAAACGAGGAUUACCAGAAGAGGCCGAAACACAAGCAUCCAUUGACGAAGAACUUUUGGUUACAGAAAAGCUUACAGUCGUUUAG
Molecule: messenger RNA, 3485 nt
Organism: Pocillopora meandrina
Lineage: Eukaryota; Metazoa; Cnidaria; Anthozoa; Scleractinia; Pocilloporidae
Source: the annotation of a GenBank genome assembly